AUGUCAACCACUGUCGUCCCGAAGCUCUUCCAGCCUACCAAGGUCGGCAAGACCAUGCUCGCGCAUCGCGUCGUGAUGUCGCCGAUGACGCGCUGCCGCGCGAACGCCGCACACGUCCAUGGAGACCUCGCGGUUGAGUACUAUGCGCAGCGCGCCACGGUGCCCGGGACGCUUCUGAUCACCGAGGGCACGAUCAUUGCUGGGAAGGCCGGGGGAUACCCAUUCAUCCCUGGCAUAUGGAGCGAUGAGCAGGUCACUGCCUGGAAGCGGGUGACUGACGCGGUGCACGCUAAAGGCUCGCGCAUAUUCUGCCAGCUAUGGGCUAUCGGAAGAGCCGCGAUGCCCGACGUCCUCGCUGCCGAGGGCUACGAGCUUGUGUCUGCCUCUGACAUACCCAUGAAGCCGGACUCCAAGGCACCCCGCGCUUUGACCAUCUCCGAGAUCAAGGAGUACAUUCAACUAUACACGGAUGGUGCCCUCAACGCCGUGCGCGCGGGCUUUGAUGGUGUCGAGCUGCACGGCGCAGGGGGGUACCUCAUUGACCAGUUCACCCAGGAUGUGAGCAACAAGCGCACGGACGAGUACGGAGGCUCGAUAGAGAACCGCUGCCGCUUUGCUCUCGAGAUCAUCGAGUCUGUAUCGAAGGCAAUAGGCGCUGACAAAGUGGGCAUCAAGUUCGGUCCUUGGAUCACCCUCCAGGGAAUGCGCAUGGCGGACCCCAAGCCUACUUUCGCCUACCUCGUCUCCCGCAUCAAGGAGUUGUAUCCUGAAUUUGCGUACAUCCAUGUCAUGGAACCGCGUGUCGAUGGCAACGUCGAUCGCGAGGUGCAGGCGGGCGAGUCCAACGAUUUCCUCCGUGAGAUAUGGCUCCCGCGUACCUACAUCGGCGUGGGUGGAUACACGCGGGAAGACGCGCUUGAGCAGUGCGAGAAGACCGGCGAACUGAUCGCAUUCGCGCGUUCCUUCAUCUCGAACCCCGACCUGCCUCUGCGUCUUGCCAAGAACCUACCGCUCACCAAGGGUAAGCGGGAGGACUACGCGCCACCUUUCGAUGGAAGAGGAUACAUAGACUUCCCCUUUGCGGAAGAGUGA
Messenger RNA from Postia placenta MAD-698-R-SB12, 1092 nucleotides. RefSeq lists its product as hypothetical. Bases 1 to 1092 code for a protein of 363 amino acids. The record is from RefSeq and is a predicted model, not a curated record. Gene Ontology annotation, molecular function: NADPH dehydrogenase activity; FMN binding. The transcript has 6 exons. NCBI's taxonomy places the organism in Eukaryota, Fungi, Basidiomycota, Agaricomycetes, Polyporales, Adustoporiaceae.